Messenger RNA from Chenopodium quinoa (quinoa), 3930 nucleotides. Its product is annotated as cysteine-rich receptor-like protein kinase 10. Lineage: Eukaryota; Viridiplantae; Streptophyta; Magnoliopsida; Caryophyllales; Amaranthaceae. Gene Ontology annotation, biological process: protein phosphorylation. Gene Ontology annotation, molecular function: ATP binding; protein kinase activity. The transcript is spliced from 14 exons. Bases 82 to 3810 code for a protein of 1242 amino acids. The record is from RefSeq and is a predicted model, not a curated record.
CCAAUAGUUGUAGCAAUCUUGCUUUUCUCCAGUGCUUGGUUUUGUAUCUAUCGUCGUAAGCACUCAAAACCAUCUUCAGAUAUGGAAGAUAUUGCUGGACUAGAGUCAUUACAAUUUGAGUUCAAGGCGAUUAAAGCCGCAACAGAUAACUUUUCUCCAAGUAAUAAACUUGGACAAGGUGGAUUUGGUGUGGUUUAUAAGGGAAAACUUCAAGAUGAGCAAGAAAUAGCAGUGAAAAGGUUGUCAAUAUAUUCCGGACAAGGCAUAUCAGAGUUCAAGACAGAGAUUCUUCUAGCAGCAAAGCUCCAACAUAAUAAUCUGGCUAAACUCUUAGGAUUUAGCUUACAUGGAGAAGAGAAGUUACUUAUCUAUGAAUUACUGCCUAAUGCAAGUCUCGACAAAGUCUUAUUCGGCCAAAAUAAAGUGUCACUAGAUUGGGAAACCCGGUACAAGAUCUUACUUGGAACGGCCAGGGGACUAUUAUACCUCCAUGAAGAUUCAAGGCUGAAGAUUAUUCAUCGAGAUCUAAAAUCUAGCAAUAUUCUUUUAGAUGAAACCAUGAACCCAAAGAUUGCAGAUUUUGGAUUAGCAAGACUUGUUGGAAGGGAUCAAAUUCACGCUGACACGAGUAAAAUCGCUGGAACAUAUGGAUAUAUGGCUCCUGAGUAUGCAUUAACGGGGCGUUUCUCGGUCAUGUCAGACGUCUAUAGCUUCGGAAUAAUAGCACUGGAGAUAAUAAGUGGUCAUAUGUGUAGCUCAAUUGCCUUUCCCUAUCAUGAUGAAAGUCUACCUCUACGAGCAUGGAGUUUAUGGAAGAGCAACUCAACAUUGGACUUGGUAGAUCCUAGACUUUACGGAAAAUUUCCGGGCCACAAAAUGGAACGAUGCAUCCAUAUUAGCUUGCUUUGUAUACAAGAAGAUUCAAACAAGAGGCCAACAAUGGCUACGAUUGUGUCGGCACUCAAUGGCCACCAAGUAGCUCUCUCAGAACCGGAACCACCUUUGAUUGGUCCAUCAACCAACAUUACAUUUGGCUCACACCAGCAUUUGGGUGUAUCAUCUUCUGGUGAAUUUCUUUCAAAUAGUGAUAACAUAACAGAAGUUUAUCCUCGGCUUAUUCAUUCUAAUAUGUAUAUGAAGAGGCAACUUUUUCUUUCGACCUUAAUCUUGGGUGUUCUUUCCCAACUUUAUAGUGUUUAUGCGGUGGUUGUCUUUGAGUAUAAUUGGUGUUCUUCCAGUUAUGGUAAUUACACCCAAGGAAGUGUAUACCAUCAAAACCUUAAUCAUCUUUUUUCGAACCUCUCCUCUCAAACUCUAUCUCGUCGAUUUUAUAACACCACUAGUGGUGAGUUUCCUAACAAAGUGUAUGGAAUUUAUCAAUGUCGAGAAGAUUUUACCCUAGAGGUAUGCAACCAAUGUAUCGAUGAUGCAACGCAAAAAAUUACAGAAGUGUGCCCUUUAUAUGUCGAAAGUAUCGUGUGGUACGAUGAAUGUAUGUUACGGUAUGCAAACCGUUCCAUAUUCUCUUUGAGCGAGACAUCUCCAUCUGAUGACGCGUGGUAUACGGAUACUGUCUCAAACUACGAGGAAUUUGUCCCAGUGAUAGAGAAGACGACGAAGACCAUUAUUAGUCAAGCUGCUCGUACUAGUGCUCGGGGACAUUUUGCUAGCAUGUAUGCCAAUUAUACAUCGAUCCAUAGAGUGUACAACUUCGCUAUGUGCACCCCCGAUAUAAAUGAGCUCGACUGUAAGAAUUGCUUAUCGAUUGCUUCGAAAAAGUUAUCUACAUAUUAUAACGAAAGUAAGGGGGUGACGAGCUUCUUUCCGAGCUGCCAAUUAGGUUAUGAUACCGCGAUUAAUCAGAUGACGCAUGUACCACUGACUCCAGAUCAAGCUCAAGCUCCCGGUCAACCUCCAAAUCCGGCUCCAACGGUUACCUUUGAAGUGUACGAGUGUUCUUCAAAAUAUGGUAAUUACACCAACGGAAGUGCCUACCAACUUAAUCUCAAUCGCCUUUUUUCGAGUCUAUCCACCAAGACAUCUACUCGGAGGUUUUACAACACCACUAUCGGCGAUUUUCCAAGCAAAGUUUAUGCAAUCUAUCAAUGUCGAGAGGAUCUAGGCUUAGAUAUUUGUAGUGAGUGUAUCAAAGAUGCAACAAAAACAAUUACGCAAGUAUGUCCAUUUUAUAGUGAAGGUAUUGUAUGGUACGACGAAUGUAUGCUAAGGUAUGCAAACCGUUCCAUAUUCUCCUUGAGCGAGACAUAUCCAUCAAGGUCGGCAUGGUAUGAUGGUGUUGUCUCGAACUAUGACAAGUUUGGUCCAUUAGUGGAAAAAACAAUGAAUAACAUGGUAACUCAAGCUGCUAGUGUCACUUCUCGUGGACAUUUUGCUAACACAUAUGUCGAUUGGACAUCGAUCGAUAGGAUGUACUGCUUUGCUAUGUGCACUCGCGAUAUAGAUGAGUUUGAUUGUAAGAAUUGCUUGAGUACUGGUAUAACAGAAAUAUCUGGAUAUUAUAACAGAAGUAAGGGGGUGACAGUCUUCUAUCCAAGCUGCCAAUUGGGUUAUGAUACGAAACUCGAUCAAUUGAAACAUGUACCACUCGUACUAGCUCCAGCUCCUGCUCAAGCUCAUGCCCAAAAUCGAGGAAGGAAGAAAAAAUCGUCACAUAUUGUUGUAGCAAUUAGUGUUCCAUUAAUUCUAGCAGUCUUGCUUCUCUCAAGUGCCGGUUUUUGUGUAUACUGUCACAAACGCAAAACUCCUUCUCCAGAUGAAGAGAUUGUUGGUGUAGAGUCAUUGCAAUUUAACUUCAAGACAAUAAGAGAUGCAACUGAUAACUUUUCCGAGCAUAAUAAACUUGGCCAAGGUGGAUUUGGUAGAGUUUACAAGGGAAAGCUUCAAGAUGGACAAGAAAUCGCAGUGAAAAGGCUGUCAACAUGCUCAGGGCAAGGCAGUACAGAGUUCAAAACAGAGAUUCUUUUAGCCGCAAAACUACAACACAAUAAUUUAGUUAAACUCUUAGGGUUUUGUAUACAUGGAGAAGAAAAGUUGCUAGUAUAUGAAUUAUUGCCUAAUGCAAGUAUUGACAAAGUACUAUUCGGCCAAAAUGAGCAUCCAUCACUAGAUUGGGAAAUCCGCUUCAAGAUCUUACUUGGGACUGCUCGGGGACUCUUAUACCUUCAUGAAGAUUCGAGGUUGAAAAUUAUCCAUCGCGAUCUAAAACCCAGCAAUAUUCUCUUAGACGAAUAUAUGAACCCAAAGAUAUCAGACUUUGGAUUGGCAAGACUUGUUGGAAGGGAACAAAUGCAUGUUGAUACGAGUAAAGUUGCUGGAACAUAUGGAUAUAUGGCUCCGGAGUAUGCCUUGACGGGGCGUUUCUCAGUUAUGUCAGAUGUCUAUAGUUUUGGAGUAAUUACUUUGGAGGUAGUAAGUGGUCACAUGUGUAGUUCAACCGUCUUUCCUUAUCAUGAAGACAGUCUAUUAAUACGAGCUUGGAAUCUAUGGAAGGACAAUGCAAUUUUAGACUUGGUGGAUCCUAGACUUUAUACCAACUAUUCGACGGAUGAAAUGAAAAGAUGCAUUCACCUUGGUUUGCUUUGUAUUCAAGAAGAUGCAAACAAGAGGCCGACAAUGGCUACGAUUGUCUCAGCUCUCAACGGCCACAAAGUGGCUCUUUCUGAACCCGAACCACCCUUGAUUGGUCCAUCAACCAACGUUACAUUUGGGUUGAAUAAAAAAUUGAGUAUAUCAUCUUCUAACGAGUUUCAUUCAAAUAUUGAUGACAUAACAGAAGUUUAUCCUCGAUAGAGCAAGGUACACCACCAAAAAGAAGGCUAGAAUCAUAAUUAUGUAUUUAUAAUCAGGUUGUUACAUGAUAUUAAACAUCACACACACAUCAACUUAUAUAAAAUUCUCAUCUUGCUAGAA